This is a messenger RNA of Gekko japonicus, 906 nucleotides long. RefSeq names its product SLIT and NTRK-like protein 1. The transcript has 2 exons. Gene Ontology annotation, molecular function: protein binding. NCBI's taxonomy places the organism in Eukaryota, Metazoa, Chordata, Lepidosauria, Squamata, Gekkonidae. Gene Ontology annotation, cellular component: plasma membrane. Bases 1 to 906 code for a protein of 301 amino acids. The record is from RefSeq and is a predicted model, not a curated record.
AUGGAACACUUGGACCUGUCAAACAGUAACUUAUAUUCCAUCCCAAGUAGAGGCCUCAGGGCACUCUGGAAGUUGCAGGUUCUCCUUCUGAGAGACAAUUACAUCAGCCGAAUUGAGGAGAGAGCAUUCGUUUCCCUAGAAAGACUCCAUAAACUUGAUAUCUGUGGAAAUGAUAUUUCGUUUCUCGGAAACAGUUUUUCGCUGGGACUCAUUUCUCUCCACGAACUCAGUUUGGCCUCCAAUAAGCUGCAGAAGCUGCACUACAAGAGCUUCAGGAAUUUUGAAAACCUUCAGAAGCUGAACUUGCAAAACAAUAAUAUAUCCUCUAUAGAGACAGGUGCUUUUCGCAGCCUCACCCGCCUGCGUCAACUUUAUCUUCAGAACAACCACCUUCACACCCUCCACAGCGGGAUAUUUUCUAUGCUGCAGCACUUAGAGGUUUUGAACUUGGAGGGCAACGUGAUCAGACACAUUGCUCCAGGAGCCUUUGCUUCGUUGAGCAGCCUCACGAUACUGAACUUGGUCCAUAAUAAAAUUGAACAUAUUCGAUUCAAGACGUUCCUUUCUCUCCAGACUCCUGGAACUCACAUCUUGCUCUCAGACAAUCCGUGGUUUUGUGACUGUGACCUUCAAAGGGUUUUUGCAAAACUGCACAGCGUCCGGAGGCUGAUAUUGGAUGACUACCAGAACGUGACGUGCUUGGAGCCCCAGGUCCUGAGAGACCUUCCUCUGUCCUCUGUGGAUGCCCAGCUGUGCAUUGCAGAGACGGUGACAGUUCUUGUCAUAACAUUCACAGUCUUUGUUACGGUGGUGGCUGCCAUUGUCAUGGCGGAAAGGAACAGGAAGAAAAGGACAGGCAAACACUGGAGUGAGGACAGCGAGGUCUCCUAUGAAUCUCAUCACUGA